Molecule: messenger RNA, 1107 nt
Organism: Fusarium musae
Lineage: Eukaryota; Fungi; Ascomycota; Sordariomycetes; Hypocreales; Nectriaceae
Exons: 4
Coding region: 1-1107 (368 amino acids)
Biological process (GO): transmembrane transport
Molecular function (GO): transmembrane transporter activity
Source: RefSeq, a predicted model, not a curated record
AUGUUUUUUGUUCAUGAACGUGGUCGCAUGCUCUCAGUAUAUCUCUUUGCCCAGCAGCUUGGCUCUAUUUUGGGCCUUAUCUCUGGUGGUAGCAUGUCCGACACCGUCGGAUGGAGAUGGUCGCAGAAUAUCGUUGGCUUCAUCUUUGCGUUCGUACUAAUUGCCUUCACGUUUACUUUUGAGGAGACACUGUUCCCUCGCUUCCUAUUCGCUGGGUUGCAAGCGGCUCCCCUUCCUUCUCAGAAGGAUGAAGAGACAGCGGAGAAAUCUACCGAAGGAAAGAGGUUGGAGCUCAGGCCGGUUCCGAGCCAGGCCAACGGCAUGAUUGAUGACUUUCCCAAGCGGUCUUACCAACAGAUCUUGAAGCCGUGGGUGAGGUUUCCUCAGAACAAGACGACUUUCUGGCAGUAUUUCCGCCGUCCCUUCUUUCUCUGGGGCUUUCCCAACGUCGUCAUCGCCGCGUUCAUCUAUGCCUUCGGGGCCACCGCCGGUAUCGUCUCUUUCAACACCAUAUCUGAGAUCCUGACAGAACCCCCUUACAACUUUAGUACCACCAAUACCGGGCUUGUGUUCUUUGCCGCUUUGAUAGGAGACAUCAUUGGUUGGGGUAUCGGUGUGCUAAGCGAUCAAGUCGUUAUUGCUUUGGCGCGACGAAAUGGUGGUCUCAAAGAACCUGAGAUGCGACUCUACACGCUUGUUCCUUGCUUCGUCUUCGCUGCGGUCGGGUACAUGCUCUAUGGCUGGGGUGCCCAGACAGAGGCCCAUUGGAUCACCAUCGCCAUAGGUAUCGGCGCCAUGAUCUCACAUCAGGUUGGGGCUUGCACGAUUGCGACUGCAUAUGCAAUGGACUGUUUCCCAGGAAUAUCUGGAGAGCUAGUCGUUGUACUGGCUAUGUGCUCCUCAAUGGUCAAUUUCGCCAUCUCGUAUUCUGUCCAGCCGUUUAUCGAAGCCUCUGGCUACGGCUGGACCAUGACAUGCUAUGGCGUCAUGGUAUUGUUGUCGGUCCUUGCCGCUAUUCCUCUUCUGCUAUUUGGAAAGAGAUGGAGGAUCGCCAAGGGCCUGAGAUACUAUAAGUUCUUGGACGAGGUUGGAGGGUAUACCGACUAG